CAAAGUAAAUUUAACAGUAAAUUAUAAAUAAAUAAAACAGAAUUAUUGCUUGCAUUCCAGGUUUCAAAUCCAGAAAAAGAGAGAAGAGGAAAGACACUGAGUAAGCAAUGAAAUUUCCAAAUUCUCAAUUGUUUCUUCCAUUCUUGUUGUUGUUGUUCUUCGCGAUAACUCCCUUUCGCGGUUCAGGGCAGCAAACGGAUUGGAACAGCGAAGAGACUCAACAUGGAAAUGGGGUUCGCCGCAGAGUUCUUCUGAGUUUCAAAGAGAAGCCCUCAGGAAGUAACGUUACCUUUGAAUGUACUCCUUCGGGUCCUUGUGUGCCCUGUCUCUACUCUGAGAAGGGUGAUGAGAAAUAUCGAUGCAGUGAGACUGGCUACCGAAUUCCAUUCAAAUGUUUAGAGAUUAAAGAUUCAACAAAGGAUGCAAAGAAAACAAAGUCUCAAAAAGGUCGGUUGUCUUUGGAAAUUUCUGAUGGUAUUGCAGAAUCUCAUAAAGUGUCACAUGACGCUGGAGAGAUCAAUCCUUCACAAUCACAUAGAAGAUUAGUGGACGAUUCAUCGUCUUCAGAUAAUAGUUCACAGGCUUACAUCACUUACAGAAGCUGUAUAACCCCAGUUAAUGAAGAGAAGUUGUCGGUGCUUAAUUUUGAGGGGGUGGUGAUUUUUUUCUUACUAAUCAGUGGAUCAAUCAUAUACUUGAGAAAAAAGAAGGUCGCAUCCAUGUCUGGUUAUGUAGCAGGAAGGGGUCAGAACAACUCUCGAUUUUGAAAUUGAAGCCUAAUGAAUGAUGACAUUUUUACUCCAUAUUGAUUGUAAUAGGGUAAAUGUUGGUAUUUAGUGGCCUCCUUUUGUAUUUUUGUAGUUUUUACUCAAUUAAUUGCAUUUUGAAGCCAUAUAAUUUGGGUCAAUUUUGGCUAAUUUAUUGGAACAGAGGAUUUUUAGGUUAUUUUUUUCAACAAGUCAGAACUUUUCUUGUACAAGUAUUUUUUAUAUUUUUUUUAUUCUUCUCAAAUGGUGUAAAGAUUUUUAUGGUAUCAACUUAUUAGAAAA
Molecule: messenger RNA, 1049 nt
Organism: Glycine soja
Lineage: Eukaryota; Viridiplantae; Streptophyta; Magnoliopsida; Fabales; Fabaceae
Exons: 4
Coding region: 108-767 (219 amino acids)
Source: RefSeq, a predicted model, not a curated record